AUUCUCCAAACUUCCUUCUACUUGUUUUAUUCUCUGGCCAGUAAGAUAUAUAUUGCCAUUUACUCCUGGAUUGCUUAUUCUGGGGAUAAAAAUAAAAUAAAAAAUGGAGAAACAAGCAGAGAUAGAACUAAGGCCUGAAGACAGAGGAGAUGAUUAUGAUGCUAUUGUUGUGGGGUCUGGAUAUGGUGGUUCUGUUGCUGCUUGUCGAAUGUCAACGGCGGGAAUAAAGGUUUGUCUGCUAGAGAAAGGCCGGAGAUGGAAAGCAGAGGAUUUCCCAACUGACAGCCGGAAGAUUAUGUCAGCUGUGAGGUAUGAGAACCAGAACUUAGGCCUCAGAUUUGGACCAGAGGAUGCUUUAUUUCAGUUAUAUGAACAGAAUGAUUCUUUAGCAGCAGUGGCUUGUGGACUUGGUGGAGGUUCCCUAGUCAAUGCUGGAGUGAUGCUGCCAACACCAAUUCGUGCUAGAAGGAAUCUAAAAUGGCCAAAGGAAUGGGAAAGAGAUUGGGAUAUUUGUGAAUCUUCUGCGGCAGCAAUGCUGAGAAUUCAAAGCAGUUCAAUCAAAUUUCCUAUAGCAAAAGUCAUGGGAGAAAUAGCUGAAGGAGAGUUUGAAGCAAAUAUUGAGAGUUCUGUAAAGCUAAGUGUGAAUUUUGAUGUUGAAGAACCUCCUUCUAAUCCACCAAGGCUUGAGCAGAUUAAUAGCUGCUUUGCCUGUGGAAAUUGUCUUGCUGGGUGUCCUUACAACGCCAAAAAUUCUACCGAUAAAAACUAUCUUAUCUCAGCAAUACAGGCAUGUUUUCCACUAUUUCUAAUAUUAUUUAGACAAUAAUUUUAUGAUAAACAAUAUGGUGUAAGUAAAUCUUGUGGUCCAACGCGCAUUGCAUAUACGUUCAUCAGAAUUUAUUUUUUGCAGGCAGGAUGCAGUAUAAGGACAAAAUGUCAAGUUCAGUAUGUGAUCAAGAAUCCCCAUGGAAUUUGCCAACCAGGCGGAAUUAGCAGAAAAAGAAGAUGGCGUGUUUAUAUAAAUGAGAUUGAUUACAUAACAUCCGAUUGGGUAAUUCUGUCAGAUGAGAGGAUUGAGGCUUUCGGAUACUCUCGGAUCUGGAUUCAGUUGUAAUGGCAAUACUCUCGCUUAUGUUGCUGGAAGCCCUGCACCCCUGAAUGGUUAUGGACUAAACAGAAAGCAAUUAUCAGAGAUACCUUUCCAAGAUAGGCCAGGGCCAUCUAUCUCUUCAUCUCACACUUCUUCAUUGGGUUUUACAAUCCAGAGUGCUAUACUUCCAAGAGCUUAUCCGUAUCUGUUGUUUGAAGGAAUUACAACUUAUACCUGGCCAACUGGUUACCAAUUCUUUCAUGGGAUUGUCGAUAGGCUGAAACAUUUUAUAGGUCUUGGCUUAAGCCAAUCUAUCAUUCUCAAUGCAAUGGGAUAUGAUGAAAGUAAUGGGAAAAUCAUGUUAGACAAAGACACGGACAAAAUCUGCUUUCAUCCACCCCAGGAUCCUUUACUUCCACGAAAAAUCAUGGCUUUUCAAAAGCUGACCAAAAAACUCGGGGGAAUCCUUUUCAUGUCUAGGUACAGAAGCACAGCAGUUCAUCUUUUAGGUGGUUGCAAUGCAUCAUCAGAUUCUUCAGGUGGGGUAUGCAACCAUAAAGGUCAGGUUUUUGACCCAAAAACUCCUGCUACUGUGCAUGCAGGCCUCUACGUUUGUGAUGCUUCUCUAAUCCCAUGUUCCGUUGGCAUAAAUCCAUCUCUUACUAUUGCAACAGCCGCUGAACAUGCAAGCAGGUACCUUGUGCAGGACAUUCUCGAGUACAAAAGCAAAAUUAGUACUAGUGUUGCAGCUGUUGAUCGGAAUCAACUUUCUGUCACGGGUAAAAAUUUAGAGAAUGACAAUGGAUCAACUGUUCUGAUUAAAGAAACCAUGAGAGGCUAUGUGGGGGGCAUGCCAUGCACAGUUCAUCUAAAAAUGAAAAUGCAGUCACAGAAUGUUAAGAGCUCUGAUAUAUGGAACUGGUUUAUAGGAGAACCUCACCCUCUUUUGAGAGGAAAGGCUGGUGGGUAUGUAGUGUUCAGAGCCAUUGAAAAGGACAGAUUACAUGUCAUAGAUGGGGAAAUGGAUUUGUGUGUGGUGAAUUGCAGAACUCCUUAUACGCAGUAUAUGCGCUAUCGUCUUCUCCUUGCAGCUGCUUCUGGUUCCAGAUAUAUACUUGAGGGAAAGAAGAUAAUGAAUCCUUGCCACUUCGCAUUGUACGCUUGGAGCGAGACAACAACUCUGUAUGUAACAUUUAAUAAAGUUGCUCCGAGUGGCUCAACAGACACCAUGCUGAAUUUGAAAGGAGAGCUUAGAGUUUCCUUCACAGAGCUUCUGAAGUGCUUUAUAACCCUUAAAGGAAACGGGAGAGGAAGAUUCAUACAUCUUCUUAUACAGACACUCAUAAGGACUUACAUCUUACAAAUACCACGAGGGACUCGCGAGAACUUCAUCGUAACAGAUUCAUGCGAUAAGAGUUAUCCAAGCAGCACUAUCGAUGAUAUAAGAACAGCGGAUGGAUAUAUCAUUAGAAGCAGGCACUGGAAAAAUGCUAGAAAUCCAUUGUUGCUUAGCAGAGAAAAAGUACUAAAUCCUAUCCUCCUUCUCAAUGGUUAUUCUACUGAGAGUUACUGGCUACCAACAGAACCACAUGAUUUAGUCAGAACUUUGUUGGAAGAAGGGCAUGAAGUUUGGCUAUUGCAGACUAGAUUGCACCCUCUGAAUCCUGCAAACAACGCUACUAUUGAAGAUAUUGGAAAAUAUGACAUCCCUGCUGCAUUUGGUAAGAUCCUUGAAGUUCACGGGCCCAGCACAAAGAUUCAUGUAGUGGCACACUGUGUUGGAGGCUUGGCCAUUCAUAUAGCUCUCAUGGGAGGGCAUGUCUCUGCGACCCAUAUAGCUUCUCUUUCUUGUACCAAUUCUUCAAUGUUCUUCAGGCUUACGGCAUUGGCCACAAUCAAAAUGUGUCUUCCCCUGGUCCCAAUAUCAAUGGCUAUACUAGGCAAGAAUAAAAUCCUUCCUCUUUUGGGAAAAUCGAAGGGAAGUUCUGGACACAGGCUUUUGAAAUACAUAGCUCUGUAUUUACCACGAUAUGAGAGAUGCACGUGCAAGGAGUGUGAGGUCUUCUCUGGAAUAUUUGGAAAUACAUUCUGGCAUGAAAAUGUAAGCCCCGCCAUGCACCAAUGGUUGAAUAAGCAAAGCUCAACAAAGCUUCCCAUGUCAGCAUUUCCUCACCUGAGAAGAAUAUGCAACUCUGGAUAUAUUGUAGACAGUAAUGGUAACAACUCAUUCUUGAUCCAUCCAGAGAGAAUGGCAAUCUCAACGCUGUAUAUUUCUGGAGGGCGGAGUCUCCUUGUGACCCCAGGAACUUCUUAUCUUGCUAACAAGUACAUGAAGGUGCACCAACCUGGUUUUAGACAUGAAAGGGCGGUGGUGGACGGUUUUGGGCAUUCAGAUUUAUUGAUUGGAGAGAAGUCUCAUGAGAAAGUUUUUCCUCACAUAAUAUCUCAUAUCAGAUUAGCCGAACAAGAAGGAAAUGGUUUGACUCCAAGAAAGAAGGACAGCAAAGAGGCUUUGGACUGGGGUGAUGAUCCUUACAGAGAAUACGGGGACUUCGGUUGUUGGAUUUUCGCGUUGGCUAUUAUUUUCUUCUUCUUGUUAUUACAUGUGUUGUUCUGGUAAUGUUAACGUGAUUUUGAUUCUGUAAGAGGAAAAGAAUGGAGUUUUAGCUAAAUAACAAUAAGGUAUUUUGGAUUCAACCAAAAAAUAAAAAUAAAAUUAAGGGGUUGGAUUUAUUUGGUUCA
Messenger RNA from Populus nigra (black poplar), 3832 nucleotides. RefSeq lists its product as uncharacterized. NCBI's taxonomy places the organism in Eukaryota, Viridiplantae, Streptophyta, Magnoliopsida, Malpighiales, Salicaceae. Bases 1065 to 3710 code for a protein of 881 amino acids. The record is from RefSeq and is a predicted model, not a curated record. Gene Ontology annotation, molecular function: oxidoreductase activity, acting on CH-OH group of donors. The transcript has 8 exons.